AUGGCGAGUGAUAAUGCCCUGGUGGGAUACUCCUCCCGGAAGACUCUACACGACGCUUCAAGAUUUUGUUCAAGGAAAGGCAUGGCUCUCAAUCCUCAACACUAUUUUCUUCUCUUACUCACGCUAGCACUACUCUCUGAAUUGUGCUUGGCCCAAGAUGCCUAUGUAACCACCAGAGCAACAUAUUAUGGCAGCCCUGAUUGCCUUGGGACUCCAUUUGGAGCUUGUGGAUACGGAGAAUAUGGGCGAACGGUAAACAAUGCUCAAGUAUGUGGAGUCUCUAGGCUGUACAGGAAUGGCAGUGGCUGUGGUGCAUGCUAUCAGGUUAGGUGCAAGCAUCCACAAUAUUGCAGUGAGGAGGGGACCAAAGUAGUGGCGACGGACUAUGGCCAAGGGCAUGACACAGAUUUCAUCCUGAGUGUCCGGGCUUAUGCCAAAUUAGCCAAGCCAAACGUGGUCGCAGAGCUGUUUGCUGCCGGCGUAAUUGAAGUCGAGUAUCGGAGAAUUCCUUGCAGUUAUCCAGGCUACAAUCUCCUGGUUAAAGUUCAUGAACAUAGCAAGUACCCCUUUUACCUAGCCAUAGUAAUACUGUACCAGGGUGGUACAUCAGACAUCGUCGCUGUUGAAGUCUAUGAGGAAUCAUGCAAGCAGUGGAGGGGUCUACGAAGGGCAUAUGGCGCAGUAUGGGAUAUAGCUAACCCUCCAAAGGGAACACUGGCCUUCAGGUUCCAAGUGAGUGGCAGUGCUGGGGUGCAGUGGGUGCAGCCGAACACUGUGCUCCCCAGUGAAUGGAAGGCUGGGGUUGCUUAUGACACAGCUAUUCAGCUCACUUGA
Coffea arabica (coffee) is the source of this 834-nucleotide messenger RNA. Its product is annotated as expansin-like B1. Gene Ontology annotation, cellular component: extracellular region. Gene Ontology annotation, biological process: sexual reproduction. NCBI's taxonomy places the organism in Eukaryota, Viridiplantae, Streptophyta, Magnoliopsida, Gentianales, Rubiaceae. The record is from RefSeq and is a predicted model, not a curated record.